Messenger RNA from Ectocarpus sp. CCAP 1310/34, 4196 nucleotides. NCBI's taxonomy places the organism in Eukaryota, Phaeophyceae, Ectocarpales, Ectocarpaceae. The record is from the annotation of a GenBank genome assembly.
GACAGACCUGCAAGACAAGGGGAGCUGAUGAUGUGGACGAACUGAAGAGGUCGAGAAUAUCCGGUGCAGCUGGUUGUUGUACCCUACACAGCCUGGGCUGGGCACAAGAAGCAAGGAACAAAAUCAAAAAUAGUAUAAAAAAUUGUUUUUGCUGCGUGGAAGAUUGACAGUCGACAAGAACGGCAAGGCAAUGGUGAGCAGCAGCAUAGACGAGCUCCAGCGGCUCUCCCUAGUGUCCAAGGUCUGCACCGAGCUCGACAACCACCUGGGCCUGAGCGACCGCACGCUCGCCGAGUUCAUCAUCCACCUGGCCGAUGAGUUCCCGGAGCCGGCGGCGUUCCGCCAGGCCCUGUCGGAGAACGGAGCCGAGUUCCCGGACUCCCUCGCCGACAACCUCCUGCGGAUCAUUGGCGCCAUGAAGCCCUCCAAGGCGGCUUCGGCCGGGCGGGGGGGGGUGGGGGGGGGCGCGAAGAAGGCCACGCCCAAGGCUUCUGUGGCAAGGGUGCCGAGGAACGAGAAGGAAGCGCGGUUUCCGGGGCUGGCGAUGCCCAACACCGGCGCGGUUCAGCUGGAGGAUGGCUUUGGGGAGGUUGACCCUGGAGAGCACAGCAGGAAGCAAGAGGAGAAGAAGGAGCAAGAUCUUAAGGAGGCCGCGGCCGCGGUCGCUGCUGCCAAGAAGGCCAGGAAGGAGGAAAGGGAAAGGGACGCUAGCCAGGCGGCGGCAGGGAGAGGGGAGGGGGGCGAUGAUGAUACACGGCACCCCCGCAAGCGGAACAGGAGCCGGAGCAGGAGUCUCAGCCGCAGCGGCGGCCGGGACGAAAGGAGGUCCUCCCGUUGGGGCGACGACCGUUCCAGAGACCGGUCUAGGGACCGUUCUAGGGACCGCUCCAAUGACGACCGCGACCGGAGACGGCGGCGCGACGGCAGCAGGGACAGGGACAGGGACAGGGGGGGGGGGCACCGACGCGAGGAGGAAGAGGGCAGGGGGGGUAGAGAUGGUCGUCGAGGUGGUGGGGGUAGUGGUGGCCGUAAUGAUGACGACGGCGACGACCGUGGGGGGGGGGGGAGGUCCUCACGCUGGGGGGACGCUGACGACAGGGGGCGGGGGGGUGACAGACGCCCGCAGGCGCCCAAGCAAGACGCCCAGCCCGAGCUGUAUGGCAUCUACGACGGCAGCGUGAGCAAGGUGAUGGACUUCGGCUGCUUCGUCGAGCUGAGGGGUUUCCCCCCGCAGGCCAACGGGAAGAGGCAAGAAGGGCUGGUGCACGUGAGCCAGAUCCAGAACGGCAUGCUGCGGGACCCCAGCAAGGUCGUGAAGCGCGGCCAGAACUGCAAGGUCAAGGUCAUCUCCAUGGCGGGAGCAAGGCUGAGCCUUUCCAUCAAGGAGGUGGAUCAGACCACUGGGGAAGACCUCAUGCCGGGCAGGGGCCACGAGGCUGCGGCCAAGCUGGCGGACGAGCUCAAGUCGAAUCCGUCGGGCCCCGGCGGCGGCGGCGGCGGCGGGAAGGCGGCGUCUAACCCGCUGCACCCGGGACUGACCCAGGAGAAGCUCCGCGCCAUGGAAGCGGAGGAGGAGAAAAAGAGCCAGCGCGCAGGCAAGCACCUGAGCGAGCAGGAGAUGUGGGAGGCUAGGCAGCUGAUCGCGUCCGGCGUGCUGCCGGUGUCGGAGUACCCGACCUUCGACCCUGAGUCCGGCAUGGGCAUCCUCGGCAACUUCGAGGAGACGGAGGAGGAGCUGGAGAUCGAGCUAAACGAGGACGAGCCGGCGUUCCUGAGGGGGCAAACCCGACAGUCCCGGGAGCUGUCUCCCGUGCGCAUCGUGGCCAACCCGGACGGGUCGAUGCAGCGAUCUGCUCUCCAGCAGGUCCAGAUGGCCAAAGAGCGUCGCGAGCUUCGCCAAGCGCAGGCCAAUCAGGCCAAUCAGCUGAUCGACAACAUGCCCAAGGAUCUAAACAGACCCUGGGAGGACCCCAUGCCAGAUGCGGGGGAGCGUCUCUUCACAAUGGAGCUCAGGGGCAUCAGCGUCUCCGGGACGUUCGAGCUCCCGGAGUGGAAGACCAAGGCCCAGGGCAAGAACCUGAGCUACGGGCAGGUGUCCAGCAAGAGCAUCAAGGAGCAGCGGGAGGGACUGCCCAUCGCGAAGCUCCGGACGCAGCUGUGCGCCGCCAUUGCCGAGCACCGCGUUUUGGUGGUAAUCGGAGAAACCGGUUCCGGUAAGACGACCCAGAUGACGCAGUACAUGGCGGAGAUGGGGUUCACGAGCAGCGGCAUCAUCGGGUGCACGCAGCCCCGCCGUGUGGCGGCCAUGUCGGUGGCAAAGCGCGUGGCUGAAGAAUACGGGUGUGAGCUGGGACAGGAGGUCGGGUACACGAUUCGAUUCGAGGACUGCACCUCGCCGGACACCGUGCUCAAGUACAUGACGGACGGCAUGCUCAUGAGGGAGUACCUGGCCGACAACGAUCUCUCGCGUUACGUGGCGGUGAUGCUGGACGAGGCCCACGAGCGGACAAUCCACACGGACGUGCUCUUCGGCCUUCUGAAGGACCUGUUGAAGCGGAGGGAUGACUUCCGGUUGGUGGUAACGUCCGCCACCCUCGACGCCGAGAAGUUCAGCUCGUACUUCUUCGACUGCCCCAUCUUCACCAUUCCUGGCAGAACCUUUCCCGUAGAGGUGCUGUACACGAAGGAGCCCGAGCCCGACUACGUGGAGGCGAGUAUCACCACGGUGAUGCAGAUCCACCUGUCGGAGCCCGCGGGGGACAUCCUCCUGUUCCUCACUGGACAGGAGGAGAUCGACACGUGCUGCGAGAUCCUCUUCAGCCGGAUGAAGGCUCUUGGAGACCUGGCUCCCGAGCUUAUGAUCCUGCCCGUGUACGGAGCCCUGCCGAGCGAGAUGCAGAGCCGCAUCUUCGAGCCACCUCCGGCGGGAACACGAAAGGUGGUGGUGGCAACGAACAUUGCCGAGGCCUCCCUGACGAUCGACGGCAUCUACUACGUCAUCGACCCCGGGUUUUGCAAGCAGAAGGCGUACAACCCCAAGAUGGGUAUGGACUCGCUGGUCGUUAGUCCCAUCUCGCAGGCGAGCGCGAGGCAGAGGGCGGGAAGGGCAGGACGUACCGGUCCCGGUAAGUGCUACCGCCUCUACACCGAGUCGGCGUACAAGCAGGAGAUGCUUUCCAGCUCGGUGCCCGAGAUACAGAGGACCAACCUCGGCAACGUGGUACUGCAGCUCAAGGCGAUGGGAAUCAACGAUCUCCUGGGCUUCGACUUCAUGGACCCUCCCCCACUACAAACGAUGGUGUCGGCCAUGGAGAACCUGUACGCCCUGGGGGCCCUUGACGAGGAAGGGCUGCUGACGAGAUUGGGGCGCAAGAUGGCCGAGUUCCCUCUGGAGCCGCAGCUGUCCAAGAUGCUCAUCACAAGUGUCGAGCUUGGGUGUGCUGAGGAGAUCCUGACGAUCGUGGCCAUGCUUUCGGUGGAGAACCCCUUCUACAGGCCCAAGGAAAAGCAGGCGCAGGCCGAUAUGAAGAAGGCCAAGUUCUUCCAGCCAGAGGGCGAUCACUUAACCCUACUUGCGGUGUACGAGGCGUGGAAGACGAGCAAGUUCAGCAACCCGUGGUGCUACGAGAACUUCGUGCAGGCCCGCUCGAUGCGGCGCUCGCAGGACGUGCGGAAGCAGCUCGUAUCCAUCAUGGACCGUUACAAGAUGGACAUCCUGACGGCCGGGCGCAACUACAACAAGGUGCGGCGUGCCAUCGUGUCCGGCUACUUCACACACGCCGCGAAGAAGGACCCGCAGGAGGGGUACCGCACCAUGGUGGAGGGGAACCCCGUGUACAUCCACCCCAGCUCGGCGUUGUUCAACAAGUCGCCGGAGUGGGUGCUGUACCACGAGCUCGUGCUCACGACCAAGGAAUACAUGCGCAACAUCAUGACGAUCGAGCCCAAGUGGCUUGUCGAGCUGGCCCCGCAGUUCUACAAGUCCGCGGACCCCAACAAGAUGACGCGGCAGAAGAGGAUGCAGAAGAUCGAGCCCCUGUACGACAGGUUCAACCCGCCCAACUCGUGGCGCCUCAGCAAGCGCAAGGGGUAGUCGUAGCUGUCGUAGCUGUGGGAGUUGUGGGAAAAGAAGACCACGCAGGCAGGGGGCACCGAUUCUUUACAUCAUCAUCCAAUUACGUCUUCUGAGUGGACUG